GAAAGAAAGUAAAGAGAAAACGAAAAGCUGCUAAGUUGUACGAGAACAGAUGCAUCAUCUAUAUCCAUCGCUGAAAGGCGAUCAGCUCUGCCCCCUCGGCUUUCAUCCACAGACUCGGUAUCCAACGCGAUGUAAGCGCUGUUUCCGGGACUACAAGGAGCAUGGAGCGCGGAGGGCCGGCGAAGAAGUGGCCGCUUCCUCGCCCAAUUUAUCCGAUGCCCAGAAUUCGCGACCCAGUUCCCGCACGUGGACAUCAACGCAGAAUCUUACCAGCGCGAAUGUAACCAACGGCAAUGAUAUAGAGCUGAGGAAGCGUCCGCAGUCCUGGGCCUCCACGCCGGAUAUCGACGAGCCGGACGAUGCCGGGCGCCGUCCACAGACAGCAGUCACUAGCCGAGCAACCGUAGCCGAGGAUCACGAUGUAGCUGUCACGGUCAAGCUGCCGGUUCCGCCGCGGCGCCACACAACUGCCUUGGACAUUAAGGAGGUGGAACACUCUCUAACACCGUCAACCCGUGUUACAUCCUCACCCAGUAAAACUUCAAGUAUUCCAGACGAGUUAGUCAUCCUGUCGACAGACAGUUUAGCCGAGCGUGUCCGAAAAAUGAAUCUCCUCAAGAAGCAACGCAGUCUGAACUCCAGAGAAAACAGUCGCGAGCGAUCCGUUCCGCGGAGAGAUGAGGAAACCGAGUCUACAGCAUCCACCGCGCCAGCGGUUCCUGAUCGACCUGAGCGCAGUAAGUCGGGAACUUCGUUGAACCUGGCUUCACAAGGUGAGCUGAAACGCGCCGCGCUGCCACCGAAAAAAGUGGCAGUGGCUGCAGCCACGACGACGACAGCGGCCAGCAGCAGUGGAACCACUAGUCUAAAGUCCUCCACUUCCGGUACCGGCGAAGUGAAGGCCGUUUCAUCAUCAAGUUCCAGUUCGGUACGUCGGAAGGAAGCGGAUGCUGUCGUGACCAGCAAGGAAAUUAAAAGACAAACCGUACCCGCUGCAUCACCAUCCCACACCUCCUCAAACCACACAACCGCCCCAAGUACUUCAGCCAAGACCCAGGAUACCCUGGCCAUGCAGGAACAAAUGAAAUUGCUGCGAACGGAGUUGGAGGCGAUGAAGGUACGGGCGGAGAGAGCAGAGCGAGACAAAAGCGAUAUCCUGCUGCGGCGCCUGGCCUCCUUGGACACCACCACCAAUCGAACAGCUGCAUCUGAGGCUCUUAAUCUGCAGCAAAAGCUAAACGAAAUGAAGGAGCAGCUGGACCGAGUCAGCGAUGACAAGCGCAAGCUGAACCUUCGGAUGAAGGAGCUGGAGAACAAGGGCAGCGAGUCCGAGCUCAGGCGGAAGCUGCAGGCCGCCGAACAGAUUUGCGAAGAACUGAUGGAGGAGAACCAGUCUGCCAAGCGGGAGAUACUCAAUCUGCAGGCCGAGAUGGAUGAAGUGCAAGACACGUUCCGUGAUGACGAGGUCAAGGCAAAGACCAGUCUGCAGAAGGACCUCGAGAAGGCCACAAAGAACUGUCGAAUCCUCAGUUUUAAGCUAAAGAAGAGUGACCGCAAGAUUGAAACGCUUGAACAGGAGCGCCAGAGCUCCUUCAACGCCGAACUAAGUGCAAAGGUAAAAAAAUUGGAGGAGGAGCUGCGAUUCUCCAGUGAACUCACCAGGAAGCUGCAGGCUGAAGCCGAAGAGUUGCGAAACCCUGGCAAAAAGAAGACUCCCAUGCUGGGAGCUCUGGGCAAGUCGACCUCGGCAGAUGCCAAGAUCACCAGGGAGUCCCUCACACGCGGCGGCUCGCAAGAGGAUCCGCAGCACUUGCAGCGCGAGCUGCAGGACUCCAUUGAGCGGGAGACGGACUUAAAGGACCAAUUAAAAUUCGCCGAAGAGGAGGCUGAACACUUGAAAAAGGUGACUCGUUUCGAGGAUGAAAAUGAGUCGUUGAUGAUGCAGUUGAAAAAAAUGGCAACGCGCUCAAGAAGUCGGAAGCUGAGUCCCACUCCGCACCCACACCGCCUCGCACCCGAGGUCCAGGCCGAUCGCGACGAGGGAAUCUCCGACGAGGAUGACCCUGCUGAGCUGAGGAUUUUGCUGGAGCUGAACGAGCAAGAGGCCUCCAUACUGCGCUUAAAGGUGGAGGAUCUGGAGAAGGAGAAUGCCGAGUCCAAGAAGUAUGUCCGUGAACUUCAAACUAAGCUGCGACAGGACACUUCCAGUGGGAGCAAAAGUUCUCUGAUCAGUUUCGGAACAUCCUCGAGUGCGGCCGAAAAGAAAUUAAAAACCCUCAACGAUGAACUCAACCUGCUUCGCAAGACGCUGCAGGAGAAGGAGCAGGCGGCGGAGUCCCUCAAGGACCAACUCGGCAGAUUGAGCACACUCGAAACCGAGAACGACAAGUUGACCAAAGAGAAUAAGCGCCUUCUAGCACUGCGCAAAGCCAGCGAAAAGAACGGCGAGGUGGACUCAAAGAUAAAGGAGUCUCUGGCGGUGGCCCAGCGAGAGAGGGAUGAGCUGACUGCCCGUCUCAAGCGGAUGCAGUUAGAAGCGGAUGCCAAACUGCCAGCUCGCACCGCCAAAAGGGUCAACGAUCUGACACCCAAGAGUCAUCUCAAGAAAUGGGUCGAAGAGCUGGAGGACGAGAUCAGCGAGAUGCGCGUAAUGCUCAGCUCCACUGGAACCGACCAGCUGAAGGCCCUCCAAACGGCCAAGGGCAGUCUUGAGGAGGAGGUGCAGAAAUAUAAACAGAAACUGGCCCUGGCCGAGGGCGACGUUCAGCGAUUGAAACUUCUUAAUGGCACCAGCAGCAAGGUCAACGAGCUGGAACAAAAGCUCAAGCGAAGCGAUGAGGACGCCAAGAAGUUAAACUCAAAGCUCAAAGAUUUGGAGGAGAAGCUUAAAAAACAGGACGCUCAAUUGAAGCAGACCGAGGUGAACAAGUCCAGUUUGGAGACGCAGAGCAAGCGGGAGAAGGAGAAGCUAUCGGGCCUGGAGAAGGACAUGGAAAAGCUAGGCAAGGAGAAGGAGAAGCUAGAGGCCAAGAUCACCCAACUGGACGCUGAUUUACUCAGUGCCAAGAAGGCAGCCGAAAAGAGCAAGUCCAGCUUGGAGAAGGAGAUUAAGGAUCUCAAGGCUAAGGCCAGCAAGUCGGACAGCAAGCAGGUGCAGGAUCUUAAGAAGCAAGUGGAGGAGGUCCAAUCCUCCCUAAGCUCAGAGCAAAAGCGAUACGAGGACCUCAACAAUCUGUGGGAAAAACUCUCCGAGGAAACUAUCCUGAUGCGGGCUCAGCUCACGACCGAGAAGCAGAGCCUCCAGGCCGAGCUGAACGCCAACAGGCAGAAGAUUUCCGAGAUGGACACCAUCCGAAUCGAGCGCACCGACAUGGCUCGCAAAUUAAACGAAGCCCAGAAGAAGAUCGCCGACCUGCAGGCCAAGGCCCUCAAGACCUCUAAUGGCAAUGGCGGCGAGUACGAGCGCACGGUUCUGAAGAAUAAGCUGUCGGAGAAGGAGCACGAGUACGAGCGGCUGCGUCGAGAGAAUGAGAUGAACAUCGACCUGGUCUUCCAGCUCCGUAAGGAUAACGACGAUCUCAACGGCAAAUUGAGUGAUUACAACCGGAUCGAGCAGGCGCAGCUAUCGUUGAACGGCCAUGGAGCGAGACGAGAUGCGGAGAUCAGAGAGCUCAAAGAACAAUUGCAAAACACAGAGUUGCAGAUGAAGUCCGAGGUAGCCACCACUCGACUGCGGUACGAGCAGCAAGUGAAGAACCUCAGCGGAGAACUGAAUUCAAUGCAGCGCCAAUGUGAACGCUUCAAGAAGGAUCGCGACGCUUUCAAGCAAAUGCUGGAAGUGGCUCAGAAGAAGAUCGGGGAUCUAAAGGCCAACAACACGGGCAGACAAAGUCGCGGCUCCAUGCACAGUAGCGAUGACGAUGACAAAAGCAAGAUCGCCUACUUAGAACAGCAGAUUGGUCAUCUGGAGGAUCAGUUGGUCGAGUCCCGGUUAGAGUCCAGCAAGAUCAAGACCGAACUCGUCUCCGAGCGCAGUGCCAAUGAGAUCAAAAUCUCCGAGAUGCAAUCGAAGCUGAACGAGUUUGAAGAGGAACGCGUCAUCGGGUCGGGCAGCACAAAGUUGCCGGGUAUGAAGACCAAGUUGGAAUUGUCUUGGCAAAAGGAGCGGGAGGAUCAGCAGCGUCUGCUGCAAGAGACCUCCACCCUGGCUCGAGACUUACGCCAGACCCUCUUUGAAGUGGAACGCGAGCGGGACAAGGAGCGGUUGGAGUCCAAGCGAAAGCUGGACCAAAUCAAGCGAGCAACCGAGGAGGAAAUGGAAGAGGGACGCAAAAAGAUUGCCGAGCUUCAAUGCGAUCUUCUGGAGCUGCGUGAUGUCCAUGCUAAGCUGCGUACCUCCAAUGAAAAGUUAAGGCGUGAGCGAGAACGCUACGAAAAGGAACUGAUCAAGCGACGCAUGGAGGCGGAUGGAGGCGACCGCAAGGUGGGAGCUCUUUUGCAGACUGUCGACGAGCUGGUGAAAAUCGCACCCGAUCUUAAAAUGGUGGGCACCGGCGGAUCCGCCCGUGGUGGCUCUGGAUACGAUAAGAACUUGCGUCCCGAACAGCCUGAUGUGCGGCGCAGUCGAUCACCCUCGCCGACGCUCAGCAGCUCACAAAUCACCAGUGUCCUGGCGCGAUUGGCGGAGGCCUCCGAGGAGUUGCGAAAGUUCCAGAGGCUAAAUGAAGACGAACAAGAGCGGAGCCGGAUUCGGCGUGGCAACUUGCGACGAGCUGCCUCGCAGGAGAACGAUCACCACGGCAGUACUAGCUCCGUGGCCAGUGCAGCGGGCUCACAGCGCGGCGGGAACCGUGUGUCCCGAAAUUCGUCCAAUAAUGGCAGCCUAAUUCGAAAGAGUCUAUCGCUGGAUCACUCCAUACAGAGGGAUCAGAAUAUUUGGCGCCAGGACGAUGGCAGUGUGUCCUCAAUGCAAUCUAUUGACUCGGAGCUAGGCGGUCUGGUCCGAGACUCCAGCUUGGAUUCACGACUCGAUUCGCGUCUAUCUGGAGGAUCUACACAGAGCGAUAUACCCCGGGGACCUCGCAAAAAGAAAAAGGGCAUCAUGGGCAAGCUGCGCAGCCUGACGAAGAGCAGUCGCAAUUCCGAGAGUGAAAUAUCAAUUCAAGGAUCUGAUUCAGACAUCAGCGUUGCCAGUGACCUGAGGUCAAGCAAGAAGGAUCUGCGCGGCCGGCUUUCCGGGAUGUUCAAGCGUUCCGGCUCCAAUUCGCGCAGUGAGAGCAUGGAACGAGCUGGAUCCGAGCAGAGACCCGUGGCUGUUACAGUCGUGGGACAUCCGGAUGGACCACAGCCUCGCGAGCCGCCACCUGCCAAUUCCCUUACACCGAGACCCAUUCGUUCUAUCCCAAAACCACCCAGCGGCGGAGGAGUACCCACCACACCAACCACAAGACGACGCGUAGCCAAGUAGUCAUCAUCGAUUGAACAGUCUCAUAGGAUUCAUUCUAAUCUGUAGCUUUAGCCGUUCGUUUAUUCCUCACAAAUUGUACCCAUGGCAUGAUCACAUGACAUCAUCAUAUGUAUUUAUUGUUGCUUUCAAAUAUUUUACUACAUUUUUAAUUUAAAAGCUCUCUCAGCCGAAAUAAAGUCAUCUCUAUUUGAAGUAA
Molecule: messenger RNA, 5663 nt
Organism: Drosophila serrata
Lineage: Eukaryota; Metazoa; Arthropoda; Insecta; Diptera; Drosophilidae
Source: RefSeq, a predicted model, not a curated record